Messenger RNA from Carcharodon carcharias (great white shark), 1955 nucleotides. It is a transcript of the gene mpp1, whose product is annotated as membrane palmitoylated protein 1. The transcript has 12 exons. The coding region runs from base 221 to 1675 and encodes 484 amino acids. Gene Ontology annotation, cellular component: cell-cell junction; plasma membrane. Lineage: Eukaryota; Metazoa; Chordata; Chondrichthyes; Lamniformes; Lamnidae. Gene Ontology annotation, molecular function: signaling receptor binding. The record is from RefSeq and is a predicted model, not a curated record.
UGAAGAUUUAUUGUGCCUAUCACAUUCCUUGCAAUCUGUCAUCUGAGCUGCACUUUAGACUCUUGUGUAUUCAGGAAGGGAUUUAUCUCCCAGUUUCACACACCCGGUUCUCUUUCUUCCAGUCUGUCAGUGUAUUAGGGUCCAUUGCUGCUCCAACCUUACAAGGGGCUCUUUCGAAAGACACUGCAAAAGAACUACAAGUGCUGUCAGCUUAAUCACCAUGACUCUAAAAUCCAAUAAGAGCGAGCCCCUUGGCCCCUUCGCUGCCUUCGAGAGUAUCAAUAGUUGCCGGACCCCACUGUCUGAUUUGUAUUUGGAGCAGCUACUGCAGAGCAAAGGCAAGCCUGAGGGUUACAUGUUGACAUACAAUAAUGCUGCCCAAGAAGUCUACAGCAAUGGCAGUGCCAACUCUUCCCCUUACAUGAAUGGUAACAGUAAAGAACACGAGGCACAAAAUGUCAAGAAGAUCCAAUUGAUUACAUUCCAGAAAAGUACAAGUGAACCCAUGGGAAUUACUCUAAAACUGAAUGACAAGGGGCGCUGUGUCAUUGGAAGGAUCCUGCAUGGAGGGAUGAUUCACAGGCAAGGCUCACUCCAUGUGGGUGAUGAAAUACUGGAAAUAAAUGGGAAGAGUGCAGCAAAUCAAACAGUGGAGCAGCUGCAGUUAGUGCUGAAAGAAAUGAUGGGAACCAUCACAUUACAAGUUCAGUCCAACUACCACUGCAAUCCUCCAUCCUUUGAGAUGUACAUGCGAGCUCAGUUUGAUUAUGACCCAAAGAAGGAUGAUCUUAUCCCAUGCAAGGAGGCUGGAUUAAGAUUUGAGACUGGUGACAUAAUCAAGAUAAUCAGUAAGGAUGACCCCAACUGGUGGCAGGGCACGGUGGAGAACUCAAGCAAAACAACUGGAUUAAUUCCUUCUCCUGAACUGCAGGAAUGGAGGGUGGCUAAUAGAAAUACAGCUAAUCAAGAUGUUACAUCAGGCUGUGGAAUGUUUGGGAAGAAGAAAAAGCAGUGUAAAGACAAGUAUUUGGCCAAGCACAGUGCAAUCUUUGAUCGGCUGGAUCUGGUCUCAUAUGAAGAAGUUGUACAACUCCCUGCUUUCAACAGAAAAACUCUGGUGCUUCUGGGGGCUAAUGGCGUUGGUCGAAGUCACAUCAAAAACGUUCUGAUUACUAAACACGCUGACAAGUUUGCUUAUCCAAUUCCACAUACCUCCAGGUCACCUAAGGAAGAUGAAGAAGAUGGAAAGAAUUACUACUUUAUUUCCAAUGAGGAUAUGGUGAAGAACAUCACUUGUAAUGAAUUCCUAGAGUAUGGAAGCUUCCAAGGGGCCAUGUUUGGAACAAAGCUGGAGACAAUCCGCAAGAUCAACCAAGGCCAGGGCAAAAUUGCAGUUGUGGAUAUCGAGCCCCAGGCUCUGAAAGUUCUCAGAACAGCGGAAUUUGCACCACUAGUGGUAUUUAUUGCUGCUCCUUCUGCUACUCAGCCAGGCAAUCAGGCUGAAUCUCUCAAGAAGAUCCAAAAGGAAUCAGAAAUCCUUCAGCACACCUAUGGACACUGGUUUGACCUGACACUGGUUAAUAAUGAACUUGAAGAUACAGUGCAUAACCUGGUGGAGGCAAUUGAAAGUGCAUGCACUACAGCACAAUGGGUGCCUGUUUCAUGGGUCUACUAAUCACGGUAGAUACAGCAAAUAAAAUAUUCAUGUACUUUUUAAGAAAUCAUUUAAUCUCAAAUCAGAAAGCAGUUUGGAGUCUGCCAUUUUAAACUUAAAACAUGCACAUUAGCUUAUGAGUGUACAUUUCAUCUGUAUAUCAUUCUCCACAGCACUCACUUGUUUUAUAUCAAGAAAACAAGGACUGUUUACUAAUGGGAUAUUUACAACCAAGUUCCUCAAUACUUUUGAAAUAAAAAUACAAAAUGCUGGUAAUAUUCAAUUUCCAGCAUCUGCUGUA